Stereum hirsutum FP-91666 SS1 is the source of this 2271-nucleotide messenger RNA. RefSeq lists its product as uncharacterized. The transcript is spliced from 11 exons. Lineage: Eukaryota; Fungi; Basidiomycota; Agaricomycetes; Russulales; Stereaceae. The record is from RefSeq and is a predicted model, not a curated record. Gene Ontology annotation, molecular function: oxidoreductase activity. Gene Ontology annotation, cellular component: mitochondrion. The coding region runs from base 1 to 2271 and encodes 756 amino acids.
AUGUCCCCCUCGCUCGCGUCUACCGGAACUACUCCCGCCUGGGUAGUUUCCUCUCGUGGUCCAUACUCCUCACGCGCCGCCCUCGAAUAUGUUCCGGACCAUCCUCUGGUAGCACUUAAACCAGGCCAGGUUCGCGUUCGAAUGAAGUUCGCGUCGGCGUACAAGGGCACAACAUACUCCUGGCAUGUAAUACCCACUUUUGUGCGGAAGCAUGUGUUCUCCACCCCACAUGAGAUCGCAGAUUUCGAAGGGGCGGGUGUGGUUGAGGAGGUUUAUGAGGGACCCGGAAAGAAAAGUAGGUUCAAAGUUGGCGAUGAGGUGUUUGGUGCUAUGGAUCCUGUUGGAAAAAUCUCCGCGGGCCGUGGUGUAAUGGCUUUGCACGCGACGUACCUUGAGGGGGAACUCUCGCAUAAGCCGAAGCUCCUCACCUGGGAGGAGGCUGCAGGUGCGAAUGGCAUGGCUCAGACGGCCUAUUUCUGUAUGAUCGAAGUAGGCAAGCUUCGCGCGGGACAGCGGAUUUUCUUAAAUGGCGGCUCUACGUCGGUAGGGCUGGUAGGGAUUCAGAUCGCAAAGGCAGUGGGUGCAUACGUUGUCACGUCUUGUUCGGCAAAGAACUUCGACCUUGUAAAGCAGAUGGGGGCUGACGAGAUCUUCGACUACACUGCACAACCCUUACACGAACAGCUAACUGCCAAAUUUUCCGGUGCAAAGAGCUUCGACCUGAUUUUCGACGCCGCCGGUACAAGGUCACUGUACUUGCACAGUCCAUCUUAUCUUAUUCCGAGUGGGCGAUUCCUUGCUGUCGGAGGCGAUCUCAAUUCCUACUCCGUCUCGCGCUUCAUUCUGGAUAUCUUCCUGAACACAUGGCAGCCGACCUGGCUCGGUGGCACGCCUCGCAAAUUUACCUUCCUAAACACUUUCUUCAAUCUGGAGAGGACACAGAAGCUCAUCGAGCUCAUCGACAAAGGGAUGCUGCAUGUACCUGUGGAUUCUGUCUGGCCCCUCCAAGAUGUGAGGCAGGCAUAUGAGAGAGCUCUUUCUGGACGAGCGAGAGGGAAGGUCGUCGUCCGUAUUGAUGCCGUCGGUGUUAACUUUGGAUUGAUCAGGCAAAUUGUUCGCACGGUGCGCGCAGAGCCAAACAUGAACCAAACGACAGUGCUUCUCUCCCCUCUUCGUUCUCUACCUCAUCGUUCACGGACCCCUUCGUCUUUGGUUUCGUCGUCGUUGUGCAUGAUGUUCUCGCUCAUCUUUAGGCGAAGUGUGUUCCGCACACCCGCCAUUUUUAACACCUCUGUCCCAUUCCAAUUCCAACAACAACUUCAAACGCGAACUUUCUUAACCGCGUCGGCACCGCGUCACCUUGCCGCCCGCACGACCACGGCCACGACGAAAUCCGAGGCUGGGUCUGGCACAAAGGCAAAGGCACCUUUUCCUAAAGCCAAAUCUGCGACCAAUGUUAAGGCUGCGAGUAAGCCCAAGACGAAAGCUCAGGCGAAGCCGAAGAAACCCAAGGCAGCACCCAAACCCAAAGUCAAGAAGAUAGUGAAGCCUCCUCGUAUGUCUCCUUUUAUUUUGUAUCUUCUGCUUCGCAAACCGCUGACGAGGCUGCCAUUCUCACUCCUACCCACAUUCGGUGCAUCUGAUGUGGUCACGCCUGUCAAUUAUCUCUCUUCGUCGAUAUCAGGGGUCAAAGUAACACGAGAGGACUUACCACCCAAGCGUCCCGGCUCGGGCUACAUCCUCUAUUCCUACGAUUACAGGGCUACUCAUCCCGUUGACGACAAAACUGUAACUGCCCAGCAAGAAUUGGUGAAACGUAUAGGUACGGCGUGGACUGAACUUCCCGAUGCAGAGAAAGCUUCGUAUGUGGAGCGCGCGCGUACCGAGUUCGCAGCGUACAAAAUCGAGUACGACAAGUGGGCAGUCAACGUCCGUCCAGAGGUUUUCAAAGAAAUAAACAACAAACGCACCAAGAAGGGGCAGGCCAAGCUUAGGAAGCCACUCGAUCCUGGCGUGCCGAAGCGCCCUCUCAAUGGCUGGACGAAUUUCCUCACCGAAUUCAUCGCUCAACAUCCCGAAAUCGCUGAUGGAACUCGGAGCGACCGCGUUUCCAGGUGGUCGAAGGCUGCUAAGGCUGCUUGGGACAGCAUGUCAGAAGAGGAGAAGAACAAGUACAACGAACCGUACCGCCUCGCAUUGAAGGACUAUAAAGACAAGAUGGUUGCACAUAAUGCUGCUCUCAAGGAGCUCGAGGCCGCCGGCCGUGCUUAA